CACCAGACCGGUUUGAUGAGAAUGUCUUCAAAAGAAAUUAAGGCCGCGUUGAAGGAUGCACGAGAAGCAGUAAAGAACAAAAAGUUUUCGGAUGCUAUUAAGUUGUGCAAUAAAAUUCUGAAGGAAGACGCCGAAAAUUACAUGGCAUUACUGCUGAUGGGUGCUUCCCAUCAGGAAGCGGACAACAAAAAAGCGGCCAACUUUUUGAAGCGCGCCCUCGCCUGCAACAACGAUCCAACAGUGGCACUACAAGGGCUCGCCAAUUGUGCCGACGAUGCCGACCUUCCGGAUGUAUGCGGACGAUUGCUCGAAUUGACCCCGGAAAAAUAUGUAGAUUUGCAUCAGAAAUUAGAGGCUGUUGCACGAAAGGGAGUCCAGGUGAACGAAGUAGUGAAACUAUUUGUAGGAGAGAUAGAAAACAAUCAAGAGGUACGAAAAAUAUCGGCGUUUACUAGUUUGUCCAGGAUUCUUCUGCAGAAUCAAUCAUUAGAAGAAAAAUAUGAAACAUUGAUAGAACGCAUUUUAGAGCACGAGACUAAAAAUGAAAAUGAUCCGUUCCUGAACGAAAAAUUCAAACGUUAUCUUAAGCUGUUGCAUCGAUUGAAAAUGUACGAGAAACUAGUUCAGAAAGCUUCUAUGAUGUACAACCGGUUCCAGGGUGACAUUUACCCUCUGGAAUGGAUAUGCAAGGUGUACGCAGAAAAGUUAAUUGAAGAAGAGAGGAUGAAAACGCUCGUUGAUAGGCCUUUUUAUACAUAUUUUGAUGCAGCAAUCCAGUUAAACCCAGAAUCGGCAUUGGCACUGGUUGCCCGAGGAAUACGUUAUUAUCGUGAAGGGGAACUAAAACAGGCUGAAGCCAUGCUGUCAAAAGUUGAUACCAUUCAACCGAAUUGGGACAUUUGCCUGAAAGAGUUGGCUGAAAUCUACUGCUGCCAGAAAGCCUAUGGACUUGCUGAAAAUAUCUAUCGACGGAUGAAGAUUGUUAAUGAAAACUUUUUCGUGACAUUGAUCGAAGAUGGUGAUCAGGAAAAGUUGAAGGAAGCGCACUCGAUUAGUGACAACGUGUUAAAGGGCAAUAACAGUUCGGAAAUGUUAUUCUAUGACACUAAAUUGAAGCUUCUACUGGGUCACAUGGAAAAUCACGAUGACCAAUUUGAAAAACUCAAAACGGCUAAUAUGUCGAUAGCAAAACUUGAUUAUUUGAAUGCUUUACGUUUCAUAAUGGAAGGUAGAAAGACAGAAGCUCAAGAAAUUCUGCAAAAACAUGAAGAUGACUGCGAGUGCCUUCUGGAGCUGACGAAUAUAUACUACAGCAAUUCAAACGUUGAGCAAAGCUUUGUAAGUGCUUUAAGGGCUACCAAGCUGCAGCCUAACAAUGCUAAGUGUUUCUACUGGCUAGGAAAACUAUACGUUCACAAUGCGGAUACCACCCGUGCAAGAAAAUGUUUGGAAAAGUGUGUUUCUCUGAAUCCAAGCCACAAAGAAGCAAUCAUUCUACUCAGUUCGCUGUAUCGGACGCUUUCCGAGUGGGAGGCGAAUCAUAAGUUGCUGCAGAACACGGUUAGUCUCGUCGGUGGGAGUGGAUCGGCUUGGGCACAACUUCAGCUUGGAUUGCACCAUUUAGGGCAACAGUCGUACGACGAAGCGAUUGCGGCUUUCCGCACUGUGAUUCGUUACGAUGUGGAUAAUAUUACCAGUUGGGAAGGACUGGCCGAUGCCUACAUGGGCCGUGGUUCGUUUACUUCGGCUAUGAAAGUGUUUGAGAAGACCGCAGAGCUUAAACCGGAUAAUCCGUAUCCAAAGCUUCAAUUAGCUAACAUUAAGAAUAUUCUAAAACAACAUCGAGAUGCAAUACCAUUAUUUGAAGAGUUACUAGCAAGUAACGAUAAAUAUUUCCCUGCUGUCAAGGGUAUUGCAGAAGCUCAUGCUGGACUAUGCUAUUACCAUCUGGGGCAAAGGCUAGUUGGAAAAAGUCGUGAUCAUGCCCAAAGUUGUGUUGAUUUUCUAACUAGGGCAAUUAAAAUCAAACCCAACUUUGUCUGCUUAUGGAAGAUACUGGGCAAUGUAUUGGAUACUGUUGCAGAGUUCCCACAGCCAAGAGCGCAUCUACUAAUUGAAGGAAGCUUGGCGGGCGUUUCCCAUCGAAGACAAGCUUUGUUGGAGGGAGAGAAGCUAUAUGUGCUGGCUAGCAGAUGCUACAGCCGUGCUUUGAAACUUAAUCAAGACAACAGUUUACUGUGGUAUGAGCUGGCUUCGAAUCAAUAUCGUCGAGCUUUGCGGUUCGGAUUUUCUCAGGACGACAAUCAGAAACUACUGCAAUCAGCUGCAGAAGCAGCAAAGCAAUCCAUCAAACUGGAACCUAACCGUUGGCAAAAUUGGAACCUUUUGGGCGUCAUAAGUGCCUCAAAAGAGAUCAAUAACUUAGCAUUGGCCCAGCACUGCUUCAUUGAAGCUAUCUCUUUAGAUAAGAAAACGGCCGCCGUGGGGUGGUCCAAUCUGGGAGUAAUGUAUUUACUUCAAGGAUCGACCAGUUUAGCGAACAAAGCUUUCGGAAGAGCCCAACAGACGGAUACGACUUACAUGAACGCUUGGAUUGGGCAAGCAUUGAUCGCUGAAACAAUUGGGCAGGCGGACGAAGCAAUGGAUUUGUUUAGACACUGCACUCAACUUGGUUACCAUGCCGAAUCAGCGUUGGGGUAUCCACAUUGGGUUUGCUCAGUGCUGGGCGAGGAUGACUAUCGAAAGAAUAAACACUAUCAAUUUGCCAUUGAAAACAUGCACGCUCUGCCUGUGUCACAUGAUUCGAUUGUGUGGCAUUGCGCUGAUAAACACGAUGAGGCAUCUGUCGAAGCACUACGCUUUUUAGGUAACAUCAGUAGUCGUCUUGGUCUUUGGAGGACCGCAUCGGAUGCAUUCCAGAAAGCUGCAAAUAAGGCUGAUGGCGUUCAAAAAGACUACAUCCUCUGCGAUUUAGGGUACUGUCUAUUAAAGCAGAAAAAAUAUGUUGAAGCUGUUGAGUGCUACCAGCAAGUUGCAGAAGCCACAUAUCACGCUACAAUAGGAAAGGCGCUUGCAUUCUUCAAAGCCGGUCAGUAUCAGGAGUCGUACGCCGAAUAUGAAAGCGCUUUGAAUUGGUUGGCUACCACCGAUUUGGAGAAGGCCUACGUUUUGAUAGCCAUGUCUGCUAUGGUGUAUGCUUUUCAGGGCGAGGCGGAUGCCAAAACAAUUCUUUUUCAAUGCAUUACUUUACCGGAACCUCCUAUCGAAGCUCUCUUUUCUGCCUGCGCUCUUGGGCUUCUGCACAAAGAUACGGUCCUCACAGAACUAGUAAUCAAAGAGCUACGCAAGUACGAAAACAGUCCCAAACACGGUCAUCACGUGGUUUAUCUAGUGUCUCAAUUCUUCUUCUUCAAUAAGCAAAAGACACAAUCUCUUGCCUAUCUAAUUUCGCAAGUGCACAAAUUCCCAGACCGUCCCAAGUUGCGUCAGAUAUUGGCGGUAUCGUUGCUGAAAAAUCAUCGAACACCGAAGCAGAAUCUGAUCGUGGCGAGCAGCAUUGCCGAGAGUGCCCUAGUGCUUGAUUUGCACGACAAACAACGCAGUACCCGCGCCAGGGAUGCUGCCAAUUGGCUGGCGGUGGCCAGCGAGGCCGUUCGUCCUGUGGAUGAGCGACGGCGAAAGGUACUCGCCCAGAAAGCCGUUCAUGUGGAUCCUACUUGUAAGGAAGCAUGGAGCUCAUUGAUUAGGAUUUUAAACCCGAAAAAAAUAUGAUAGAUUUAAGGUUUUGGUGCCUACCUAUUUAUACUGCCCAUAAAAGCAUAACUGUCCCAUAUGAAUAGGAAAUUAGCAAAGAUGGGACAAUUAUGCGAGUAUCGGCAGUAUAGGAAUUAUUGGAACUAUAGAUACUGUAGAUUCCAUAGAUAAGCGGAGGCACUAAAAGUUGUUUUGGCAACCAUGAAAAAUAAAUGAUCUUAGUGGCAUCCGUGAAAAAAGUUCAUGCUUUCAUAGAGCUCUUCGUUGUGCAGUUUUGUUUUGUUUUGUGCGUAAAAGUACAAAAUGAAGUGCAAAGCAAAUCUUUGCAACAAUGUUUCGAGGAAUGAUUUGCUUUAUCUUUCCUUCUUCCGUUGUCCGCGAAAUAAAUCGGAAUGUGGAGUGUGGAAAGUGUUUUGUGCUCAUAAUAUUAAUACUUCUCCCUCAAACAACACCAUGAUGAUGGCUACACUAACUACAGUUCGUUGGGCUACAUUAUACUUUUUCUCCGUUUAUCUAUGGAAUCUAUAGGGAGCUGCACCGUCGGGUUAACCUCACUUAUUUUGACAUUUGGCAGGGGUUUGUUUACAUGGACUUAAGAAAAAAAAAUUAUUAAAUGUUUUUUUUAGAUAUUUUGGAGAGGAAUAUGUUUCAAACGAACAUAGUCGGAUAUCAUAUAUUUUAAUUCUUUUUUUAAACCUCAAAUUCACUUGAAUCGACUAACAAGCAAACGUAAACAAACCACGCGUUCAUCGCGUUCAUUCGUGACGUCAGCGUGCAGCAUCCUAUACGGGAGCGAAAAUGAACUACUUUUCUGUCAAACGUGAACCAGCUCCUGGUUGGCCGAUUUCAUGUGCGUAAGAUAGAGAUAGAGAUAGAUGAAGACAGGGAUAGAGAUAGAAAUAAAAGAGGAAGAAGCCAAUUUUCACCUCUUCCUCUUAGCUGGAAACCAGCAACUAUCAACUGUCAAAAGGACUUGUAAUUUUUCGUAUUAGCUGCAUGGUCUAUUGAUAAACAAGGCGGAUAGACUUUCAUCUCGAUUUUUAAAUCAAGAUUAACUAACAAAUUGAUAGCACGUUCCCAUACAUCAAAACCAAAGAUGAAUACUAAGAUGAAACUGUCGGAAGAAAAACUUUCUAUUUUAGUGUCUUUUUUCACGGUCCCUUUCAUCCAAUGAGAACCCCCCGUAUUCAAGGUAAUUUUGUGGUUUUGCUGCCCCCUCGGAAGAGAUGAAAUUUUGCGCUCAUUUUUAUCAAAACAAUCACACCAAAAUCAGAGAUGUCCCAUUUUUUAAUUACUCGAUUAACAACUAAUCGAUUAUUUUUUGUUCGCUGUGCUGCUAUUUUUCCACCAAUGAGAGUGCAGCACAUGUUUGAAACGAUCGGUGAUGAUCCUGUGGAGAUGUUAAUGCUUAUAUCGGCAUGAUCUAACCGAUUAUAAAUAGUUUACUUUUCGAUUCGUUAAUCGAUUAAACGAUUAUUCGAAUGAAAAUCGGACAUCACUAGAUGAAUGUGAAACGUCAUUUCAAAUAUAAGGCCGUUCAUAAAUAAUGAUACAAUUUGAAAGGGACCGGGGCUAAUCACAAAUUACGUCUCCAUGGUAACUGAAAUA
This is a messenger RNA of Ochlerotatus camptorhynchus, 5361 nucleotides long. Its product is annotated as tetratricopeptide repeat protein 37. The record is from RefSeq and is a predicted model, not a curated record. The transcript is spliced from 8 exons. Lineage: Eukaryota; Metazoa; Arthropoda; Insecta; Diptera; Culicidae. Bases 16 to 3771 code for a protein of 1251 amino acids. Gene Ontology annotation, molecular function: protein binding. Gene Ontology annotation, cellular component: Ski complex.